GGAUGGGGUCAAUGAAUUAUUUGAUCAGCUGAUAAGACAUAAGUACAACAUCCCCCUGUUCAUCUUCUCUGCUGGCGUCGGUGACAUUCUCGAAGAGAUUAUCCGUCAGGCCAACGUCUUCUACUCAAAUGUCAACGUGGUGUCCAACUACAUGGACUUUGACGACAAUGGAGUCCUCACGCGUUUCAAGGGACCUCUCAUCCACAUCUACAACAAGAACAACAGCGUCCUGCAGGGCACAGAGUACUUCCAGCAGCUGAGCACCAGGACGAGCAUCAUCUUGCUGGGGGACUCCAUGGGUGAUCUGACGAUGGCAGACGGCAUUCCCAGCGUGGAGAACAUCCUCAAGAUUGGCUUUCUCAAUGACAAGGUAGAAGAGCGGAGGGGGAAGGACCUGGAUGCCGACGACAUCGUGCUGGAGAGCGAUGAGACGCUGGAUGUGGUCAACGGGAUUCUCCGGUACAUCCUUAUCGAGAU
Messenger RNA from Phaethon lepturus (White-tailed tropicbird), 477 nucleotides. Its product is annotated as 7-methylguanosine phosphate-specific 5'-nucleotidase-like. Gene Ontology annotation, cellular component: cytoplasm. Gene Ontology annotation, molecular function: 5'-nucleotidase activity; magnesium ion binding. The record is from RefSeq and is a predicted model, not a curated record. Lineage: Eukaryota; Metazoa; Chordata; Aves; Phaethontiformes; Phaethontidae.